Molecule: messenger RNA, 9901 nt
Organism: Anopheles coluzzii
Lineage: Eukaryota; Metazoa; Arthropoda; Insecta; Diptera; Culicidae
Gene: Oct-TyrR
Product: octopamine receptor
Exons: 3
Coding region: 1038-2969 (643 amino acids)
Biological process (GO): adenylate cyclase-activating adrenergic receptor signaling pathway
Cellular component (GO): membrane
Molecular function (GO): octopamine receptor activity
Source: RefSeq, a predicted model, not a curated record
UCCAGUGUGAAAAUGAGUGCCACUCUCGGGAGUGUGCGAACUUAACCGCUGCGGCGAGUGCCCACGAGCGGUUCGGGGUUCCGUUUGCGAACGAGCAUGUAAACAACACGACGAGCGCACGAAACGAUCGCCCGAGUGCAUCGUGCGCUGGCUCCAGCAGGCAACCGUACCGGGGGCCGGUCAGUUCGAUUCUGUGUCUGAACGGCGCCGGAAGUGUCGCUGUGUCGCGUUGCGCUUGCCGCGCGUGCCUGCUGUCUAUCGCGUCUGCCGGGAAGGGUGCAGCUCAUCGGCUCCCGCAAGACAAACACACACACCGACCUCCGUAGUACGAUCAAAGUAAGCAGCGAGUUCAUCCAGAUGCGAUUUUCUCCGUGCUACGGUAGGGCGAGAGCAUCAGUGAAAUCGUGAACAUUGAAACCGCAAAGUGAAUGUUACUGCCGAAAAGCGCACAACAAACCCAGCCGAUAUAGACCAGUGUAUGUGUGUGUGUGUGUGUUUGUGCGUACGUACAACGGUAGAAUAGUAAGUGAAACGGUUGGUUUGUCUAAAUGCAGCCCGCACCCAUCUGCCCGCCUACAGCACGAUCCCCACCCGCGCCGGAAGACUAAUUUAAACGGCCAACGGUAGCGCGUCGUGACUUAUUGCUCUCCGCGGCGUUCGGACCGCGGGGCCCGCCCCUGGCGAUAAACGAUGGCAGAUUGGAGCGGCGGCCACCACCGGUACCGUCUUGGGCUAUUUUCGUUGCCCGUUACAUCAUUCGGCCCAUCGUCGCCGUCCGUGCCACAGGUCGUGCCGUCACGAGUACGCAUCACGCCAGUAGACGAGCGAACCAGCAGCCCUGCGCGUAGAGCCUAAAAACUGUCCAACAACUCGCGUUCCCUGCAGCGAUCGGGUAGCAGUUCUCUUAGUGUAGCGAAACCACCUAGUCAAAUCGGUCCAGGACCUGCAUGCGCUGAGUGUGACAGGCCGCGGCGACACUCACCGUCGUGGCCAUCGGCGCAAAAGCGAAACCUUCCCCCACUCCACGACUCACCAUCAUGGGUGUAAUUCUGCAAAACUUUAGCCAGCCGGGCGCGAGGUACAGCCCCGACCAGGUGCCCCAAACACCGCCGCCACCCGCCGCCCCAUCACCGACGAUAUACCGCGAGCUCGACAUACUGCUCCGGCACGAGGGCUCCAUUCCGGCCGUGUCCCUCGCCGGCCUAACCGCAACGCUCGGGCUGGACAGCAAUGGCGAGCUGCUCGGGGCGAACUACGGUGCGAACGGGUCCGAUCUGUCCGAGCUGCUCGACGGCUGCCCCAAACCGGACGACACGCUCUACCCGACCAUGUUCGGCAUCGAUCUGGCCGUGCCACAGUGGGAAGCGAUCGGUACGGCCCUCAUCCUGACGCUCAUCAUCAUCAUCACGAUCGUCGGCAACAUCCUCGUCAUACUGAGCGUGUUCACGUACAAGCCGCUCCGGAUCGUGCAGAACUUCUUCAUCGUGUCGCUGGCGGUGGCGGACCUGACGGUGGCCAUACUCGUCCUGCCGCUCAACGUCGCCUACUCGCUGCUCGGCCGGUGGGAGUUCGGCAUCCACGUGUGCAAGAUGUGGCUCACCUCGGACGUGCUGUGCUGUACCGCCUCGAUCCUGAACCUGUGCGCGAUCGCGCUCGACCGCUACUGGGCGAUCACCGAUCCGAUCAACUACGCCCAGAAGCGGACGCUCGAGCGGGUGCUGGCGCUGAUCGCGGGCGUCUGGGUGCUGUCGCUGGUGAUCAGCUCGCCGCCGCUGAUCGGGUGGAACGACUGGCCGGAGGAGUUUUCCAGCGAGUUCCCGUGUCAAUUAACGAGCAACCAGGGCUACGUGAUCUACUCGUCGCUCGGCUCGUUCUUCAUCCCGCUCGCCAUCAUGACGAUCGUGUACAUCGAAAUCUACAUCGCGACGCGGCGCCGGCUGCGCGAGCGGGCGCAAGCGUCCAAAAUCAACACGCUCGCGUCGCGCAGCAUCGGCAUGGUGGCUGGCAAUGGGGAGAAGGAGCUGACCACGACCCACCACCAGCAGCAGCAGCAGCAGCAGCACCAACACCACCACCAGUCACACCACCACCAGGACGGGCACGCGAUCCAGCACGACCAGGAGUCGAUCAGCAGCGAAACGAACAACCACAACGAACAAACCGACACGGGCAGUGGCGGCCCGGUGCUGGCGGGCAGUGGCAAGCCCAACAAAAAGGGCCACCUCCGGUUCGGGGGCUACCUCGGGCGGGCGCUGGGCGGUGCGGCCGGCCGCCACCGCAAAAAGCAACACCACCGGAAGCGGCCAGGGGACGGCCCGGCGGAGGAGGGGGAGGACGGCCGGCCGCACCGACUGGCGGCUAGCGCGCUGCAUCAGCGCGAGGACGACUCGGUGACGGACAACCCGGACCACUCCGGGUCGGGCGACAGUGGUGGGGGGGUCGGCAAGGCGCCGCUGGACGCGGCCCACCCGUCCACCCUACUGCCCCCCACCGGCAACUGUGAUAUGACGGGCGGGUCGGCGACGGGCGAGCCGGCCCCGCGGAACGGGGCCAGCAACAACCAUCACCAGCGCGAGGUGGGCUUCCACGAGUCGACGGCCGAGUUGAUGGUGGUGGCGGCGGCGGCCCCACCCACGACCCGGCUCGGCGGCCGGCUCAAGCAGUCGUUCCGCAAGCCGGGCGGCAUCAACCAGUUCAUCGAGGAGAAGCAGAAGAUCUCGCUGUCGAAGGAGCGGCGGGCGGCCCGGACGCUCGGCAUCAUUAUGGGCGUGUUCGUCGUCUGCUGGCUGCCGUUCUUCCUGAUGUACGUCAUCCUGCCGUUCUGUCCGUCCUGCUGCCCGACGAACAAGCUGAUCAACUUCAUCACCUGGCUCGGGUACAUCAACUCCGCGCUCAACCCGAUCAUCUACACCAUCUUCAACCUGGACUAUCGGCGCGCGUUCAAGCGCCUGCUCGGCAUUAAGCCGUAGAGAGCGACAGAGAGGAGCACAGAGCGGGGGGACGAGCCACACAGAGUAGGGGAAAGGGGGGGGGGGAGCAUUCACUUCCGGGGAAAAUCAGUUCACUGUUGUGGCAACGGCACGGUGUCCACUUGACGUGCUUCUCUUCCGGCAAAGCAAUGCUGUACAAAACGGGAUCGGGAAAGGGGAGCAAAGUGGCAUUUAAAAAACCCAACAUACACGCACACACACACACGUACACACUCAUCAGCAAAUGACCUACAAAUUACCCUCACCCAAAGGCAAAGGGCGAUACCGGAAUUCACUCGUCAAGUCGGCCCACUAAGUGGGACGGUGCUCGAAAGCUUUUAUGUACGCCAACGACUAGCGGAACUAUUAACCGUCCUCUUCGCAUCUCAUCCAUCCAUCCAUCCAUCCGUAAGUGUCCCUUUUUGUACUACCAGCCCCCCUAUCCCCUUCUCACUGUUUUCCCUACCCACCACCACCACGCUCUGUAUUGUGUAGUUCUCGCAAAAAGGAACCAGCACAGAAGUGGGUUGUUGGUAAAAGCUUUUCAUCCUCGCUCGCUAUUGAUUUUUAUCUUUCGCCCCCUUUUUUGCGGUGCUUUCGGUUCGCUAAUUAAUCUACGCACUGUUUUUCUUCUUCUGGACCUCGUUCAUUUAUUGUGUUGCCUUUCCGGGGGGCGGUGGAAGCAAGCAGUGAAUCGGCAACAAGAGGGAGAGUACUCUAAAAAAAAAAACAGCACUCUCCAUGCAAAAAAUAAAAAGACAAAAAAAGGGCUUCAUCCCUUUGUCUUAAAGCUUUUCAACUGUGCGAUACACCUCCCUUCAACCAAAGCUUCCGCGAGUUUUGUUUAUGCACUGUUUUUACACAAUUUUUUGUUGUUUACUCGCGUUCAAGGGAUUUUGCCAAUUGUGUUCAUUCAUUCCAUUCGGACGGGCGGAUGUGGUGAUGAAACUUCAAGCCGGGAGAGAGACAGAGAGAAAGAUAUUGUCCCGUUCCGGACCGUGCUCUGCCUUCUACAUACCCGGAAGUCGGCAAUCCCGCUUGUAUGCCCGGAUCCCCAGACCGGUACCCGUUUGCAUGCGCUUUCGUCCAGCACUUUUCCACUCAAAAGCCACCGAAUGGGGUCGGUGGAAAAGUGGAGGAGGUGCUGUCACAAUUCAAGGCCGGUCCCAUUCAACCGGUGCGCUCUUAUCUUUGAUCGUUUUCGGGCCAUUUUGUGCAAGCGCGAGAGUGUCCUUCGCACGGCCCUAUCGCGUUACAAUAUCGAGUUACAAAUUGAGAGGAGGGGACAAGCACACGGUCUGCCCUGCCGCCCCCCCCCUUGGUUGCCGUUCAUCCCCGCUCCAUCCAUCGUUUUUUGUUUUUUUUUGUUUAUGCAUCCCGCUUCUCCUGUUGAGCCAAACCGCUGCUAACCCACAAACCGGAACCGGACCUACUGGUAGUCGGUGCUUUCUUACAAACCACACCAUUGCCUGCCGCCUUUUUGCGCCCGACUUGUUUGGGCCAACCGGACACUUUCGACCGGCUUUUCUUUUAUUUCGAUCCUUCAGCAACAAUCUUCAUCCCUUCCCAGUUCUACCGACCCUUCGCCGCGGUAACAAGCGCACAACGUUCCCGGGGAGCUGGUAUUGUAAUCAAACCAAUCUUGCCAACAAUAAAUUCCUCGCUCCGACUAGCCCGCUUUGGUACACUCAAACCGCUUCAGCUCGCCUUGUUUUGCGCUUGAGAGUAGCAAGGCAAAGCGAACGACAAACGGUUCACAUCCGGUGGAAAACGGCUGCUUCGGUCGCCGAGUCGCCAUCCCUCAGCCACCCCGAGGCUAACUACGUCGGUGUGCUACGACAACAAUAACAAGCCACUUUGUCCCCGUCACCAAGGGUAGCGCUGGAAAGACACAGCAGCGGUACAACAGCAUGUCCUUCCUUCCCAGCCAGCCAGCCAGCCCACCGUCUGGCACCAAACCAUUGGCACCAAGCUCCAGCACGGGGUGCCCCGGGGUGGUCCAUUCUUCAUCAUGCUCGUCGUCGUCAAGGCGAACGCGACGAAUCAACCGCCGACGCAGCAGCGGUGGCGAAAAGAAAAACAGUUUCAAAAACAUGCCCCACCCUCCCCAUUUCAUCGCUCCUUGUCAUGGGGAGAAAAUAUGUGGUGGGAGGGUAAAGUUGCAUACCGCAAUUUCUAACCACCACUUCCACCUCCAAACAAUGGCGGGAGAGCGAAAGCGAGAAAACAGAGAGCUGCCAUACGCGCGGGAUGUCCCCGCCGCGGAAGAAAACCGACAGAAUUGGGGAAAUCCAUUUGUAUGUUGCUACCGCGCGAUACAUUCCGCCAACUCCAGCAAACAGAAGAAGAAGAAGAAAACAACAACCGGAAGGUAAGAAAAGGCUCUCUCCCUCUUCCCUUUACCACAGCCCCGCAAAGUAGGGCACUUUGGGGGCGCCCGCGAUCAGGAACAAUCAUCGGGGCGCGCGUUUCUGAGAGACGGUUGCGCAUCGGAACAUAAUACGCUUCAAAGUUCCGGCCCGCCAGCCAGGGCCAGAUGGAUGGCAAAUGGCAAAGUGGAAAACUUUUCGCCCCGUGUCAGACCGGUUCCGCGCGCCGUCCGCGUGUACGGCUGACAAUCUCCGGAUCUUUGCGGCGACAAAACGCUCCUGCUAAAACACAAUACACUGUCGCUGGGGAUGGGACAGUGUGGCACGUGCGACACAAGCGCCCUCUAGGCAGGCUGGCUCGGUUGUAAAUGCACCAUUAUUAUCUGCUGUAUGGUUUCACAUAAAAACAAGCAUACAAAACACAUAUCGCUACACAUCAUGCGGGCACAUAUUAGCACAUUUUGCAUGUGUGUGUGUGUGUGUAUGUGUGGGUGAUUGUGCCUGUGUGUCGUAAGAGUACUUAACGUGUUCCGCAGAAAUACUACCGCCUACAAAGGGCAGGAUCCAACCAAAGACGCUUUUCCACGUAAUGAUGCUGCGGUUUUAAAGCUUCUUAGCACGCGCGCACACACACGCACACACACACACACAUAAUGGAGGUUUGUGUAAGACGGUGCGCCGGAGAUUACUUCUGCUUUAUGUGUGUUUUGUUUUGAUUUUGCAUAAUAAUUAUUAUGUCAAAGGUGCUGUGUUUUGUGUUGAGCACGGGAAGCACGGAAAUUAAUUACCAAAUCCAUCCUGCCUUUUUUUCCCAUCGGUGUACAACUUUGCGCCGCAAAUUUAACGCCUCCAUUAACAUAUUAUUGCUCAAGGCAGCAGGCAGCGUAAUUGCAAGGGAAAACAUAAUUAUUAUUAAAUGAAAAGCUCAACUUCCACAGCAACUGCAGUGGAUAACAACUACCAAACAAAGCCAAACAAGUCCUUUGCGGCAAACAUUUUUGCUUUGGUUAGUUUCCUGUUCAUCAUCUCUUUCAAAUAGGUUUCUCCGGUCUGCAACUUUCUUCCCUGUCUGACGUUCCUCUCACACCAGCAAACCAGCGAACUAGUUCAUUUGCAUUCCAAUCAGAUUCCACCAGCCCAAACAAGACAAUAAUAGUCUAUCGACACUGACACAAAACUAUGAUUAUUAUGAUUAUCGUUCUCGCGUCCUGCUUCUCGAUCAGAAGUGCAGCUGCGUUGCUUCCCAGCCCACUUCUCCUUGCAUUUCCCUUCCCGAUCCUUAUCCGCCCUUUCCACCCCUACCAAAGAAAAUCGAAAAGUCGAAACUUGCGAAAGUUCCAACCGACCGACGUGCGCCCACGUGUUGGCUGGUUUACUUUGCCGAAACUUUCCCUGCAGUAGCUUUCACACCGUGACGGGGGAGUGUGGAGCUGGGGUAAUCUAUUGUUUUUUUUUUUACAGUACGGUCGAUCCGUGGACAGGCGAGCGUUGAAGCGAAUUGGUGUAGAGAAGAAAAAGCAAAGAAACUUAGCACACAAAACUUUCACCGGAAGGACGGGAGUUUAGUUUAAAUUUAGACGGGCAAAGAGAGGAGGAAACAAAAACUAGACACCCUUCCUCCUCCUUCAAUUCCCGAUUGGGUGAACCGUUUUCAUCCUCCUUUCCCCCCCGAAAUGGAACAAAAUCAAACCACGUGUGCUCGAACCGCUCAAACUUCUGGCUCGUCUCGGGUGGGCUGUAAGGAUAAGGAUAAGGACUGUAGGGGGAGUCUCUCUAGCGAGAGAGAGAGAGCAUCAAACUAAAUCAAACAUUGGGCCGAAUCUUUCGGGGUUCAGGGUCAAAGGAAUCUCUAAACUUCUUACCGUAAGUCAAACACAAACGCGACACACACACACCCGACCAAAAGCUAACUAAGAAAGCAGCCACACACGUGCCGAUAUGUGUGCCGAUGGUCGUCCUCCAGCAGCUUCUUUUUUCGAGCCCAAAGAGAACCCGCUGGACCCGCUGCCACACAUACAUAUCGGCGCACAGCCCUGUACCGGGGCCAGCUGGAAGCUCGUUGCAGCAAGACGUUGACGUUAGCAAACGAAGCCUUUUCCAACUCCUUUGUACAGCAAAAAAACGCCACACAACGCCAUAUUACAGGAGCGACAGGAGCGACACAAAAGGUGACAACUGACUGUUCUGCCCCGAAACCUACCGAAGCUCCGCAUGCGAGACCAACUCGAACAGGAUAGUUGUCGUCCCAUUUUCUUUCACUUACAACACAUGCGCUUCUUUGCGCUGGAAAAAGUUUGGCACACAGAACGUGGGCUGAAUAUUCGGGCAAAACUACACUUUUGUGAACGGUUUCGAAGCCAGGCGAAGAAGGGGAGGGAAAGAAAACAUAAACGUAGAAUUUACCGUGGGUGGUGUGUAAGAGAACGAGGCACUGCAAACACACACCACCAACGAAUGUAUAGUAAGAAUAGUGUUUUAAAAUACUGCUGCUGUCGUUCAGUGCAUUCCAUCGCUUUCCUUUCGGUCGGAUCGACGGGAUCGGACAGGGGGCUGUGGUGCAAUGGAAGGAUGCACGGAAGCAGCAUCAACGGCAGCAGCGAUAGGUCGAUAGUAGUGGCAAUGGAAGUAGUUUAAGUAGUACAUAGUACCAGUACUAUGCAGUGCAUGCGAAGAGGAUAGGAAUUUCAUAACGUACCUGUUACAGUUUCGUUUCAAUGCGAUGUAGUGGGACUAUUUUGUACCUUUCGUUUAUCAGUAGCGCAUUCCGUUUUCACUAACGGCUCCCCUGGGUUUUUUUAAGAUGAAAUAAGAAGAAGAAGAAAGAAUAAAACACACACACCCAUAAACUUACUGUAGAAAAGGGGAGACACAUAACAAAAACACAAAUUCAUCCUCAUAUCGUUCCGUGGUGGGUCCAGGGCACGGUUUUAAAACUAGUCCCGCCCGCGCGCUUGUGUGUAUAUUUUUGUACAUGUGCAUAGCAAACAGAAAAAAAACACACAAAAACACAUACACAAAACUAAAAAAGUUCGGGCAAAAAGGGUCCAGAGAAUGGAAGCGAAACAGGGAUAAGUGGAGGGAGGAUAAGCGAGGUGAACGAGGAAGUGAGGGAAGCAGGGAAAAAGGGAAUAAUUAAACAUUUCAUCAGUAGCGAGAUGAGAUGUGGCAACUCUGUAGCUAGUAGUAGUCGUAGUAGUAAUCGUAGUCGUAGUAGUAGUAACAACACACACACACACCCAGUUGGCGCUUCUUUACUGCUGCUUUGGGUGGAGUGUUCACGGGUGAAGAGGCCGGUAAAACUCAAACGAGCGGUCACCUACACCAGGUGCCAGGUACGGUACGGUCCGUCGCAAUGCGCCACGGUGUGUAAACGUGUUUAAUUGGGUAGUGCUAGUGGCGGAACAUGCGAAUAAGCAAACGAAUAGAUGUGUAUAGAGAUGAAGUGAGCAGCUGGGGAGAAGGGAACGUUUCCCUCCGGUUGUGUGGGGGAAGAUUUUCUUUUUAAUACGAAAAAAGCCACAGCUUCAGCAUGGAAAAUUGCUAAUGCCGUGCUUAUCAUUGCUGUACCGUCAAACGGAAUACAAUUCGGAGUAAGUUAGAUGUAGAGAGAGACAGAGAAAAAGAGAGAGAGAGAGACAGAGAGAGAGAAAGAGAGAGAGAGAGAUGAAGAUGAUAUAAGAAAAAAACAAAAAAAAACUAAAUAAAUAACGAAAAGCUCUUUGUACAUCCCUCUCUCUGUCGCUAUUCCUCUCUCUCUCUUUCUCUAUCACUCAAAUACUCCAUGUGUACAUAAAUUCAAACGAUGUAGAGCCAAGCUGGUUUGAUAAAUUUAAAAAAAAAUGCUAACCAUCCUACAGCAAAUGGAUGGAAGCAAAACAAAACGAGAAAGACAGAGUGAAAGUCGCGCAAAGAGGAAAAUUAGUUAAGCCAGCCACAGUGUGUUAUCGAACUCUAGAUGUGUAUCUAAUAAAUCCAAUUCCAAAAUUCAAAUAAAAGCAAAACCCUCUCCAAGAGGUAACAGACACAGAUGGCUCCCCCGCAUGGUGGGGAGGGAGAGAAAGAGAAAGAGAGAGGAGUAGCGAGCAGCAAUUGAAAAAAAAAUGUGCAAAACGGAAUGGUUUGGGGGGGAUAAAAACAUAAAGAAGCAAAAUUUACUCUUUACCAACGCAUGGCGCGGGUCUGUUGAAUGUUUUUUGCACCCGUUGCGGCGGAAUGCAAGAUAAAUAAUAGUUUAAUAUCAAAGCGAAUAAAGCAACCAAACAAAUCAAACAAAACACACACACACAUACACACCCACACACAGCUCGAUUAAAAUUUAAAUAAACAAACACUAAACAAACGAUACUAUAAACGAGAUUAAAUCAAAUCGGCCAACAUCAAAUCUAAAACUGAUCGUUAAGCAACAAAUAGUAAAGCAGAGCAGAAUGGUGAACAAAUCGAGAGCGAAGAGGGAAGAAACAGAGAGGUGUUUCGUGGAAGAAGAAGAAGCAAAACAACAAAAAAACGCUGCCUAGUUUUAGUUCAAUUUGCAAUAAAGAAUCUGUUUGAACAAAAUGUAAAUUA